This is a messenger RNA of Yarrowia lipolytica CLIB122, 1263 nucleotides long. RefSeq lists its product as uncharacterized. NCBI's taxonomy places the organism in Eukaryota, Fungi, Ascomycota, Dipodascomycetes, Dipodascales. Gene Ontology annotation, molecular function: protein binding; structural molecule activity. The record is from RefSeq and is a predicted model, not a curated record. Gene Ontology annotation, cellular component: proteasome regulatory particle, lid subcomplex. Gene Ontology annotation, biological process: ubiquitin-dependent protein catabolic process.
AUGACUCUAGAAGAAACGCUGGCAAGCGCCAAGACCGCCGGAGACAAGGGCAACCUCGUGGAGGCCGAGAAAUUGUACCGGGAGAUUCUCGAUCAGAAGGCUGGAACCAACGAGAAAUCGAUCCAGAUCCAAGAGUCGGCUCUCAUCAAUCUCGGCACUCUCUACGCCUCCAACAACAAGCCCCAGGACCUCGCAGACCUCAUCCAUACUAGUCUGACGGUAAUGAGCGGCUUUGCCAAGUCCAAAACCGCCAAAAUCAUCAGAAACCUCAUUGAUCUUUUCGCCAAAGUGCCGUCUGACUGUAUCGACCUGCAGAUUGCCACCACACAAAAAUGUAUCGAAUGGGCCGUUUCGGAGAAACGAAACUUUCUGCGACAAAGCCUGCAGACCCGGCUGGUGUCGCUGUUCCUGGAGAAGAAGACGUACUACGAUGCGCUCAACCUCAUCAAUACCCUGCUCAAGGAGCUCAAGAAGCUCGAUGACAAGAUGGUGCUUGUGGAGGUGCAAUUGCUGGAGGCCAAGGCGUACCACGCUCUCAGAAACAUCCCCAAGAGCCGAGCCUCUCUCACCUCUGCACGAACCUCCGCCAACGCCGUCUACUGCCCUCCUCUCACCCAGGCUGCUCUAGACACCAUGUCUGGUAUCCUGCAGGCAGACGACAAGGACUAUAAGACAGCAUUCAGUUAUUUCUACGAGGCAUUCGAGGGCUACGUGGGCCAGGAAAACCCCAAGGCUGGCACUGUACUCAAGUACAUGCUACUGUGCAAGAUCAUGUUGAACCUGGCCGAUGACGUGGAGACCAUUCUCAACAAUAAAUCCGCACAGGCGUACCAGGGUCGAGACGUGGACGUUAUGAAGGCGGUGGCAGUGGCCUAUGCCAACCGAUCGCUCAAGGAGUUUGAGCACGUGCUGGAACUAUACAAGGAGGAGGUCCAGGCCGACCCCGUCAUCAGAGUGCACUUCAACGACCUGUACGACUCGCUGCUGGAGCAGAAUCUGCUCAAGGUGAUUGAGCCCUUCAGCUGUGUCGAAAUCAACCACAUUGCUGAGAUCAUUGGCCUCGACACCCGACAGGUGGAGGGCAAGCUGUCUCAGAUGAUUUUGGAUAAGGGCAUCAAGGGAGUGUUGGACCAGGGCAACGGCUGGCUAUUCAUCUAUGAUGAGCCUCAGACAGAUAAGACUUACGAUUCGGCUCUGGAGACCGUCAAACACAUGUCCACCGUGGUCGAUUUGCUGUACGAGAAGGCCUCUUCUCUCAACUAA